CGUCACACUCAGAUUCAAAAUGGCCUCUAUUUAUGGAAGGAGUGAAGCUGGCUAAAAUCGCUCGGUUAAUUAUCCAUAACAAACAAUGACAGUAACAGUAGGGCUUUAUUUAAUCUCGCAGUGAAAUGGAAUACUUAAAUAACAAAACAUUGUCGCGGCGUAGUUGAGUCUCUGUAACAUGAGAUCUUGCCCAGCCGCCGAGAGAGGCUCCGCAGCAGGAUUUUAAGUGCCAGUCUAAACGCGGACCAUGAAUGAAAUGGAAAGGGCGGAAAAUGGAGAGUUGGUGCUCGCGUUGUCUGUUGAUCUAAACGAAAAUGAAGAGGGAAACAAAAAACAUCUUAGGCCAGCGUCUAUGGAUUGUAACAUAGCAGAAGUCAAAUCUCGCCUGUUGAAUGACGGAAGCAAAAAGUCAUACCCAGCCGAUAAGGUAGCGCUGCCAGGGACUGGUUAUGUUUAUGUUUCCAGUCAUAGUAAGAAUGUAAACUCAGACGCUGCUCUGUCGUCCUUGCAGGUUACUUCACCGGUGGAGAGCAGCAUUAUGCUCGACUUGAUCCCCGAGGCUCUCCCGGGGCCGAUAAACGACAGCUGUGUCAUUUUAGAACAGCACAGGGAUGGCAUACUAAACGGAUUUCCUGAAUCAUCUGUUGAAACGACGGUGGUGGUGGGUCCGGAGGAUGAGGGAGGGGGUAGCGGGGGGAUCCCUUCCCACCAGACCGCAGCUGUGAGCAGAGACACACCGCAGGAAGGGAACGGAAUGUUACUCUCAACUCGGGCUUCAGAUACUGUCAGGCCCGAGGAGGAACGUGCAAGGGAGACCGAGGAUUCCAACGCGGAUAAACUGGACAAGGGUCAUUUAAAUCCAGAAGCGAGGCCAAAGUCUACUGCUGUCUCUCCGGCAUUGUCAUGUGCUGGUAAGCAUCAGCAGAACUGCACGUGCAUGUCUGCAAUUGCAGACAUGAAACUGUCCAACGGCGACGUUGAUUUGGGCAAUUCGAUCGGUUUUCCAAUGGAUGUGACAUGUGUUGAUCACAGCCAGGAAACGCACUCUUCAGGAGGUCAAAACAAUGAACUUGAUGCCCCUGACGGAGAAACAAAGGUGUCAAAUGGUGGAUUGAUGAUUGUAAACAAUAGCUCUCCUCACAGUAAAAUAUCUAAUCUCACCCCUGGAACCGCAGGUGGCCUUUCCGAUAGCGGCGUAUUGACCCAUCAACUUGAAAACAGCCGUAGCUCGCCCGGGUCGUAUGGCUGCUCCAGUCGAGAGUCUGGCCAUGCUAGCGAGGAGGCUUCUCCGGCUGACCAGCUGACAGACCCGGCUUGCUGGGCUUUCGAGCCUGAGGACGACCUCGUUGAACUUUCCUCUAAGCUCUCCAUAACGCCGUCUCCCGAACGCACCAGCAGCGAAAAUACCCAAACGGAAUCGAGUCUUAGAGAGGAUUCUAGCGAGGCAUAUGGUCCAAGUAGGCCACAAUCGCUCCGGACUACCCCGAGCUAUGCGGUUUCCCUCAGCUGCGACGCGACGCCUCUUAGUCCCGACGAUGGAGAGGGAUAUAUCGGUGCUGAUGAAGGCAUGGAUCCGGACGGGACCUAUAGGAACAGGUUUGAAGUUAGCCGCAGGCAAAGUGCUCCUGACCAGUGGCCGGAUGGGCAGGCAGUGGACGUGGAGAUGAACAGUGAACAGCCGGGCUCAAGCAAGAAACACGGCAUUGCAGAAUUCUUCACCAGAGGCCUCUUCUCCCGAAAGCCCAAAGAGCAGAAGUCUGGGGCUGCCAGCUCACCGGGUUGGAAGUUGUUUGGGAGAAUCCCACCAAGGGACAACAGCUCCAGUAGCAUCCAACAGGACGAUAGCCCAGCCAGGGUCAGUGGCUCUGUGUCCGCACCGAACCUCUCGAUCACGGGGGAGCAUGAGGCGAAGGCGGGGCAAACAGCUGGACCCCACCCCCAGAACCAGCCAAUGAGGAGGAAGAACCUGGAGUUUGAGCCUACAUCUACAACAGCCCUCAUUCUGGAGGAUAGGCCAGCGAACCUUCCGGCCAAGUCUAUGGAGGAGGCCGAGAGACACCGGCAGGAGUAUGAGGAGAUGGUGGCGGGAGCCAAGAGGAGAGAGCUGAAGGAGGCUCAGAGGAAGAAGAGGCAGAUGAAGGAGCGCUUCAAGCAGGAGGAGAGCAUCGCCGUCGCCAUGGUGAUCUGGAACACUGAGGUCCUGCCCAACUGGGAGAGCAUGAGGAACACUCGGCGGGUGAGGGAGCUGUGGUGGCAGGGUCUCCCUCCGAGUGUCCGCGGCAAAGUCUGGGGACUCGCCAUCGGCAACGAGCUCAACAUCACUCCAGAGCUUUAUGAGAUCUUUUUAUCGAGAGCCAAAGAGAAAUGGAGAAGCUUCAGUGAGACGAGCUCCGAGACCGACGUGGAAGACUGCGGAGCGUCAUUGGCAGACAGAGAGUCCAGUCUGGACCUAAUCAAGUUGGACAUCUCCAGAACAUUUCCCUCCCUGUACAUAUUCCAGAAAGGUGGGCCUUAUCAUGAUCUCCUGCACAGUGUGUUGGGAGCAUACACUUGCUACAGACCAGAUGUGGGCUAUGUCCAGGGCAUGUCCUUUAUUGCUGCAGUGUUGAUUCUGAAUAUGGAAGAGGCCGAUGCCUUCAUUGCCUUUGCCAACCUGCUCAACAAACCUUGUCAGAUGGCCUUCUUCAGAGUGGACCACGACCUGAUGCUGAAAUACUUUGCGGCGUUUGAGGUGUUCUUUGAAGAGAACCUGCCUCGUCUCUUUCAGCACUUCCAGAACAACAGCCUGACGCCAGAUUUCUACCUGAUCGACUGGAUCUUUACGCUGUACAGUAAGUCCCUCCCUCUGGACGUGGCGUGUCGGGUGUGGGACGUGUUCUGUCGGGACGGGGAGGAGGCGCUGUUUCGUACGGGCCUGGGCAUCUUGCGGCUCUACCAGGACGUGCUGCUCCAGAUGGACUUCAUCCACAGCGCCCAGUUCCUCUCACGCCUGCCUGACAACACGCCCGCACACACACUCUUCAACUGCAUCGCCAACACACACAUGCUCAGCAACAACCGCAGGUGGAAUCAGGUGUUUGCAGCUCUGAUGAAGGACGGGAGCAGUGUUGCAGACCGCAACAACAGCCCGGCCCUGAGGAGAUGAAGCCUGAUGGUGGUUUCACACACACACACACCUGAGUCUCUCUCUCUCUCACACACACACACCUGAGUCUCUCUCUCUCACACACACACACACACCUGAGUCUCUCUCUCUCUCUCUCUCUCUCUGUCUCUCUCACACACACAUACACACACACACACACACACACACACAUACACCUGAGCGAGCAGGAGGAGACCAGUGGAGCCUGGAGUCUUCUGGCACCUUCUUCAGUAUUUCAAAAGGUUUCAGUCCUCUGUGUGUGUGUGUGUGUGUGUAUGUCUUUGUAUGUGCGCAUGUGUGUGAGGGAGAGCAUGAAAGAUGGCUGCGGUGUGUUAAAGAAAGACAAAUAAGUGUGUGUUUGUGUGUGUGAGACCCAGGUAGCGUUUGACUGUCGUGGCCCCUGGACCUCUGAGCCUUAAACCCCAGCCUGGCGCUUGCUCAGAAGACCCCCUUUCUGCCAGGAACAGAGACUGCUGUGGGACCCACUCCAUGCAACACAACAUGUGCCACUAUACUCAUUACACAUAUACAGGGGGACUGCAUGCACACACACACACACACACACACACACACUCCACUCAAACCAGCCCAUUAGGGUUCAGUGCCAAUGUUUGUGCUUCGUAAAGCAAGUCUGAGCUUGCUAUUAGACGCAGCACUGCUAUACAUUGCUUUUGUAUCUGUGUGGAAGACUUCUGCUCUGUCCUACGUAUGCGUAUGCGUUGCGUGAAUUGAGGAAGUUAGUGUGUGUGUGCUUUUUGGCUGUUCUUGAGGAACAGCUAUAUUAAUGAGGCUGCUACCUUAGGCCUUUUUCUGACCCCCCCCCCCCCCUUUUUUUUCUUGGACACUCCAAAGUUUGAGCAAACUCAUGAGUUUAAAGACAUUACAGAACAAGUGCAAUAGUGCGGCCUAGACGUACAGAUUGUGCUGGCCAGACAUGCGGUCAGCCCAGCUACAUAACAGACCUGCCAUCACUUGCAGUCCAUGACGUCAUGGCACUGUAAGUAGUGGAGAGACCUACGUUAUGCAUUCAGUCAGCCGUCUCCAGUUAUUUACAAACAGGACUGUUUUUGUUUGUUUGUUUGUUUGUUUGUUUGUUUGUUUGUUUUGAAUUCAUGGUCGCUGUGUGUGUAGAUUAUUUCUGUUAAACCUUUUAUUUAAAGUUGUAUAAUUCUUUUUUUGUAUUUUAAUUUAAGCCUGAAUCAUUUAGCCAGUUUUUUUCUAUAUCUUACUUUUUUUUAAUUUCAAAACUCACUACUGUACAGUUUUCUUACAUUCUACUGGUAAUGUAUAUGUAUAUAUA
Messenger RNA from Alosa sapidissima (American shad), 4445 nucleotides. It is a transcript of the gene tbc1d12a, whose product is annotated as TBC1 domain family, member 12a. NCBI's taxonomy places the organism in Eukaryota, Metazoa, Chordata, Actinopteri, Clupeiformes, Clupeidae. The record is from RefSeq and is a predicted model, not a curated record. Bases 248 to 3145 code for a protein of 965 amino acids. The transcript has 14 exons.